Cercocebus atys (sooty mangabey) is the source of this 4012-nucleotide messenger RNA. RefSeq names its product FERM domain containing 5 (gene FRMD5). Bases 207 to 1859 code for a protein of 550 amino acids. The transcript has 17 exons. Gene Ontology annotation, molecular function: cytoskeletal protein binding. NCBI's taxonomy places the organism in Eukaryota, Metazoa, Chordata, Mammalia, Primates, Cercopithecidae. The record is from RefSeq and is a predicted model, not a curated record. Gene Ontology annotation, cellular component: cytoskeleton.
UUGAUCUGGGCUGGGGGGGAGGCGGUGGCGGCUGAGGGAAGGAGGAGGAUAAGGAGGAGGAACGAGGCCAGCAGGAGGCACCGGCAGCGACGGGGCCGGGGUGAUGUUGCAGGUGCCCGGGGUCGGCGCGGAGCUGCCGGGCUGAGGGACGCCUGGUCCAGGGUCCGCAGCGUCGCCGCGUCGCUCCCGGGCGGGCGGGCGGGAAGAUGCUGAGCAGGUUGAUGAGCGGCAGCAGCAGGAGCCUGGAGCGCGAGUACAGCUGCACCGUGCGGCUGCUGGACGAUAGCGAGUACACCUGCACCAUCCAGAGAGAUGCCAAAGGCCAGUACCUGUUUGACCUUCUUUGCCACCACCUGAACCUACUUGAGAAAGACUAUUUUGGUAUCCGCUUUGUAGACCCAGAUAAGCAGCGGCAUUGGCUAGAAUUUACGAAGUCUGUGGUGAAGCAAUUGAGAUCCCAGCCUCCAUUCACCAUGUGCUUCCGUGUGAAGUUUUAUCCUGCAGACCCUGCUGCUCUGAAAGAAGAAAUAACCAGGUAUUUAGUCUUCCUCCAGAUCAAAAGGGAUCUCUACCACGGCCGACUCCUCUGUAAAACAUCAGAUGCUGCCUUGUUAGCAGCUUACAUCCUUCAAGCGGAGAUUGGGGAUUAUGACUCAGGGAAACACCCUGAAGGCUACAGCUCCAAGUUCCAGUUUUUCCCUAAACAUUCAGAGAAGCUGGAAAGGAAAAUUGCCGAGAUUCACAAGACAGAACUCAGUGGUCAGACACCAGCAACAUCAGAGCUGAACUUCUUAAGAAAAGCACAGACAUUGGAAACAUAUGGAGUGGAUCCUCACCCAUGUAAGGACGUGUCAGGAAAUGCUGCAUUUCUGGCCUUCACUCCUUUUGGGUUUGUUGUUCUUCAAGGAAACAAGAGGGUCCACUUCAUUAAAUGUCUCCUCGUCACCAUGUGUCAACUCUGUAAUAAUAGAUCCAUUCACUGGGCUGGUGGCUUCAAGGAUUUUUCUACAAUAACCCCUAAGCCCCUUUCCUGGAAUGAGGUGACCAAGCUGAAAUUUGAAGGAAAGACUUUCUAUUUAUACGUAAGUCAGAAAGAGGAAAAGAAGAUUAUUCUUACAUAUUUUGCUCCAACUCCUGAAGCAUGUAAGCACCUCUGGAAAUGUGGAAUCGAGAACCAAGCCUUCUACAAGCUGGAGAAGUCAAGCCAAGUCCGCACAGUGUCCAGCAGCAAUUUAUUCUUUAAAGGGAGCCGGUUCCGAUACAGCGGCCGAGUUGCAAAGGAAGUCAUGGAGUCAAGUGCUAAGAUCAAACGGGAGCCACCGGAAAUACACAGAGCAGGGAUGGUUCCCAGCCGGAGCUGUCCCUCCAUAACCCAUGGCCCAAGGCUGAGCAGCGUCCCCAGGACCCGCAGAAGAGCCGUUCACAUCUCCAUCAUGGAAGGCCUAGAGUCCCUACGGGACAGUGCCCAUUCCACGCCAGUGCGUUCCUCUUCCCAUGGGGACACCUUCCUGCCUCACGUGAGAAGCAGCCGGACAGAUAGCAAUGAGCGAGUAGCUGUGAUUGCAGACGAGGCCUACAGCCCUGCAGACAGCGUGCUGCCCACCCCUGUGGCUGAGCACAGCCUGGAGCUGAUGUUGCUUUCCCGGCAGAUCAAUGGAGCCACCUGCAGCAUCGAGGAGGAGAAGGAAUCUGAAGCCAGCACCCCAACUGCUACAGAGGUGGAGGCCCUUGGGGGAGAGCUGAGGGCCCUGUGUCAGGGGCACGGCGGGCCCGAGGAGGAACAGAGUGGGCAUCUGAAGGGACCACCGCUACAGCAGCAGCAGCAGCAGGGGUGGGGUAAGUCUGUCCCCUUAGUCUAGAGCCUAGUGGGCAUCACCACAGUUUUGUAUAAUGAAACUAGACUUAACGUGAUUUUUUUUUCUGAAGAACCUCAAGACUUUUAUAGUGCUCCAGGGGCGUUAAAUGAAUUCAGUGGUGCCAGAGAUAGUUCUGUCAGAAAUGUUGGACAAAGUAUGGUUAAGAGAAAGAGUUAAGUUACCUGAGAGACUGUUGAGAUUUGGAGAGCAGUGCUUAUUUUAUAUACACCCCCCGACCCAAAGACUAUUUCAAUUUAUAUUUUAACAACAAAAUGUUAUUUUCUUAACAAUUCAUAUUUUGUUUUUACUUUAUGGAUUAAGAAAAUAGACCCUGAUGAACUAAACGAUGCAAGAAAGAAACUGAUCCUGAGAAUGAAAAGCUUCAGAAAAUAGAAUUCCAAGAUCAACAGCCUUAGAAGGGACCAGGAAAAGAAUCUUUUAAAAUAGGAUUUCUAAGAGAUGCCUACAAAACACAGAAGGUGACCGUGGCAGAGACCAACACUUAGAUGUAGAAAUGCUGCCCCCUAGGGUCAUCCUCUGCGUAAGUUCUAGGAAAGCAUCACCAUCCUUGCAGAGGGAAGUCCUGGAAGCACACAGCACAGGCAUAGGAAGGGUGAGUGUGGGGUCCUAGGCCCAAGCUCUUCAACUCUAAAACCAAUCACACACAAGAUCCUGUUUUCAUCUCAGGGAGAGAUUUCUAAGUCAUCUGGGGCUUGAGGGCUUAUUUAAGGAUGGUCAAUGGACAUAUUCCUGGACCCACACAAAAGUAGAGCAGCUGCUGAUUCCCUAAUUGGACAGCCCCAAACACAGAACAGAAUGAGUCACUUGUAGAUUUGACCUCCCCUGUUUUGUCCCCUGAGAUGGUAGAACCAUGUCCGUGUUUAGAAUACAACAACUGUGGAAUAAUCGGGGCUCUUAGGGAGAGAUUUGCAUAAUUUUAAAGACAUCCUUUCAUCUGGACCAGAGGUCAAUAAACUUCUGUAAAGUGCUACACAGUAAUUAUUUUGGCUUAGCAUGCCUUGCUCUGUCACAACCACUCAAGUCUGCCAUCACAGCACAAAAACAGCCAUAAUUUGUAAAUGAAGGAACAUGGCUGUGUUCCAAUAAAACUUUAUGAAAACAGUGAGCUGAAUUUGGCCUACAGGCCAUAAUAUGCCAAUCCUGAUCUAGACAGUAAAACUGAUCCUUACCAAUGUUAGCAGAAGAGGGUCAGUCAGCUCUGUUUCCAUGCCUGACAUGUAUUAAAGAUCUGGGACCUCUUCCCAGUGGAGGCACCAGGGUUGCUUGUUUAAAGGGUGCUUGAACAACUAACCAGCAAAAAGAUGUCUGAUGCCAAAUGGCCAAGAUCAAAUACUGGAAUGCUAAAACACAGCUGGAAUCUAAGAAGGGAAGAGGGCCUCUGUGACCAUUUUCAUACCAGCAACAAUUUAGGCAGAAUUAUAAACAUCUAUUUAUCGAGUGACAAUAUAAACCGAAAGAGAUCCUAGUAGAGAUUAGGGGUCAGUUAAAACCAACUAGCCACUGCCACUUGUCAUCUACAUAGCAAAGGCUUUAUUUAGCACAGGACUAAUGUGAAAAGUAGACCCAGAGAUGAAAAGGCUGUCAGGAGACAGGGGGCUGGUGUCAACCUGGAUAUCUACUGUCUUAUGCAACAUAGAAGAUUACCUUUUAGUGUAGUGCUCCUACCUCAGUUUGUAGAAUCUGGUGUUUCUAUGCAGUGAGUGAUAGCCUCAACUCCGACCUUUCAUAUUCACAUUAGAGACAGAUGCAAUUCCAUAUCCUAGUAUGUUCCUUGUGUCUAGAGUUCUAACAGUACAGUAGUCUAUGCCAUUUCUAACAGCUAAAUUUUGCUCUCUAAACAGAAACUUUAGGGUUGUUUUUUUCCAGGGCUCAUCCCAGAAAAUAUGGAUAGAAAAGUUUCCUUCAGUUUGCUUUUCAAAUAGUGCUUGAAUAAUAAACCUCCUUUGGUGAUUAGUCUUUUUUGGUAUAUCUCCACCAUUAAAAAUUGUUCAAGUUUUUAACCUGGUUAUACUGUGUUCUAACAUGUCUCUCAUUUUCUCUCAAAAUUAUUUUAUCUCAUUGUAGAAAAAGCACUGGUUUUCAUAGCUUCAUCUAUCAGAGGAAAUAAAACUCUUACUAAAGAAUAGUGUACUGCA